Messenger RNA from Xyrauchen texanus (razorback sucker), 2245 nucleotides. RefSeq names its product chromatin complexes subunit BAP18-like. NCBI's taxonomy places the organism in Eukaryota, Metazoa, Chordata, Actinopteri, Cypriniformes, Catostomidae. Bases 230 to 844 code for a protein of 204 amino acids. The transcript is spliced from 6 exons. Gene Ontology annotation, cellular component: NURF complex; MLL1 complex. The record is from RefSeq and is a predicted model, not a curated record.
UUUAGUUCGAACCAUUAUGUUACGCGCAUGCCUAUUAUAAGGAAUUUAUAUUAGAUAUAAAAUAAUUAUCGCAUAAUUUAUUUAUAUAGCAAGCCAGCGCAUGACCCUAACAAUAAUAGUACUGCUGUUUUAAAAGUUUUCAACCUUAUAUAGAGCCAGCCUGAUUGAAACUCAACUUCAUUGUUUUGUAUUUGUGUCAUUUCUGUUGAUUUGGUCUCAUCAUUCCAGCAUGACCUCGGCUUCCACGAAGGUGGGCGAGAUCUUCUCGGCAGCAGGCGCUGCAUUCACCAAACUGGGCGAACUGACCAUGCAGCUGCAUCCAGUGGCAGACUCCUCUCCAGCAGGUGCCAAAUGGACCGACACAGAGAUUGAGAUGCUGCGUUCUGCAGUUCGGCGCUUUGGUGAUGAUUUGAACAGCAUCAGCUCUGUCAUAAAGGAGCGUACUGUUGCCCAAAUUAAGACCACAGUGAAAAGGAAGCUGUAUGAGGACAGCAGGGUCCCACUCUCUUCAGAGUCCCCUAAAAAAACAAUGAAGAAAACCACUGUGACGCUACCACCUCCUCCAGCAUCAGUGGCCCCCACAGUUAUCUCAGUGCCAACCUCUCAGGUUGUCGUGACAACAGGAUUGCAGAGUGCUCCGUCUUUACCACCAGCAAUUAAGAACCCUAAACCAGCAGAUGUUACUCUGAGUGCUCUGAACGACUCCGAUGUGAACAGCGAUUUGGUGGAUAUCGAGGGGCUUGGAGAGGGCUCCACAAAGAAACCAAACUUUGACCAGGAGAGCUUGAAUCUUGAUUCCAGUCUGAUAAUGAACUCCAGUGAUCUGCCCCUCCUGUCACGCUGACCCACAGCUGUCAGUCAUGUUUACAUUAAGGGCAAAAGCGCUUCAAAAGAUUAUUAAGAACAGCUCGUGAAGAAGCAGCAGUUUGAUCAUAUGCUGUUGAAAAUGCUUUUUAUGAAACUGUAAAUGUUGCUGUUGGCACCUGUUACCACUUUUCCUCUGUCGGUCUUAAGAGCACCAGACGAAACCUGAACAAGAUCACCAUCACUGAACUAUUUUCCAUUUACUGAAAUAUACUUUUACUCUAUGAAAUAACUUCCUCAGCUCUUAUGAUAUGGCAAAAAUGGAACAUAACAGUCAGAAUUUGAUGGAAAAUUUUUUUUAAUUUGAACCUAUGGAAGAAAUGAUAUGCCAAUAGUUGAGAAAAGGUUUACAGGACCAUGGUGCAGUGGUCAAACGGAUGUACUCCUGUACUUGUAAGCAUGUUUUUGUUUUGUUUUUGACAUUUAUUUUUUUUUAUUAUUUUAACAGGCCUAUUUUUAUAAAAGUAAACCUUUUUUGGUUAAAGAAAUAGUUCACCCAAAAACGAAUCAACUUGUAUGGCAUUCUUCCUUCUGUUGAACACAAAACAAAGAUUUUUAGAAGAAUGUUUCAGCUCUGUAGGUCCAUCCAAUGCAAUUGAAUGGUGGCUAGAACAUUGAAGCUCCAAAAAGCACAUAAAGGCAGCAUUAAAGUAAUCCCUAUAACUCCAGUUGUUUAAUCCAUGCCUUCUGAAGCAGUAUGAUUUGUGGUUGAGAAACAGAUCAAUUUUUAAAUCUAUUUUUACCAUAAAUUCUCCUCCCCAAGUAGGUGGCAAUAUGCACGAAGAAUGCAAAUCACCAACAAAAGAAGAAUGUAAAUGUGGAGGGUGACAGUAAAAAAAGGACUUAAAUACUGAACUGUUUCUCACCCACACCUGUCAUAUAGCUUCUAAAAAUAUAGGUUUACCACUGGAGUCUUAUGGAUUAGUUUAAUGCUGCGUUUGUGUAUUUUGGCGCUUCAAAAUUCUGGCACCCAUUCACUUGCACUUUAUGGACCUACAGAGCUGAAAUAUUCUUCUAAAAAGUUUUGUUUCUGUUCUGCUGAAGAAAGUCAUACACAUUUGGGAUGGCAUGAGGGUGAGUAAAGGAUGAGAGAAUUUUCAUUUUUCGGUAAACUGUCCCUUAGAGAUGCUGAUUGUAGGGUAAUAUGUCAACAUGCAAGCACGGAAGAAGUGUUAUUUUCUUUCACUGCCACUGUAUGUUAAGUGAGCUUUUAAUGUAUGUAUGUAGUGUAGUAAAUAGGACAAUGUGUAUAUAUAUUAUUUUUAACUGAUAGCUAUUAAACAGGUCAUUUCAACUGAAAACACAAUGUUGCAUCUGGUUCUACUUAAAUUACAAAUGUACAUUUUCGAUGGCUCACCAAAGCAUAAAAAGAAAGCGUGAA